Messenger RNA from Nicrophorus vespilloides, 2701 nucleotides. RefSeq names its product small conductance calcium-activated potassium channel protein (gene SK). Bases 29 to 2452 code for a protein of 807 amino acids. Lineage: Eukaryota; Metazoa; Arthropoda; Insecta; Coleoptera; Silphidae. The transcript is spliced from 13 exons. Gene Ontology annotation, biological process: potassium ion transmembrane transport. Gene Ontology annotation, molecular function: small conductance calcium-activated potassium channel activity; calmodulin binding. Gene Ontology annotation, cellular component: neuronal cell body; plasma membrane; neuron projection. The record is from RefSeq and is a predicted model, not a curated record.
GGUUGAGGAGGCGAUAGAAGGGCUCACCAUGAGUAGCCAGGACGAGACGGCGAGUCUGCUGGUCGGGCCGUCCUUGACGAGCGCUCCAUCGCCCUCCAACUGCUCGAAACCGGUGCUGAUGAGACAGGAAUGCACGACCUUCCUAGUCUCCAGUCACCAUCCCCAAUUAUCCGUGUUUUCUGAUAGCGAGGAGGAUGGAUCACUCUGCUUGGAGGAGAACAGCACCAGAUCGGUACCGGACAUCGAACUACACUGCAGGCUGGAUCUGAAAGGAUGCAAGCAGAACCUAUCGACGAACAUCCCGGCAAGGAACCGGAGUUCAUCAAAUGCUUUCCAGCUGGCAACGCACUCGUCCUCGCCGCGAGGACUCCUGGACCGAAGGACCUCGCAGACGCCGGUCUCCACCUUGAAAAUAGUCCGGUCUGUAUCCAGAGAGUCCGUGAGGUCUGCGCAUCAUUGCACCUGUCCAUGUCUCAACGCUCCGGUCUCGUGCAGCUCUUGCCCAGUGGCAGCACCCGCUGUGGUCACGGCACUUCCGGGUACCCGAAUUAUCCGGCAAAGUUCGCAGCCAGAAGCAUCGGCUCCAUGCUGCGGCGCGAACUGCGUCCACGGGGCCACGGCUUCCACGUCCCUAAGGCAGCUCCGGGACCACAGCGAUGGCGGAAUCGCGGGAAUUGCAGCCGAUUCCCUCAGGAUCAACGGCGCCAUGCGGAAUUUCAGACAGGGUUCUGGACUUCUGAUGUCCUCCCAGACGAUGGCUCAAGCGCGCAGAACAAGGCUGAAGCGCGCCCUCACGGAGGUUACCAGCGACACAGUGUCCUAUGUGAGAACGUUGCGAAAACCGGUAUCGACGCUGUCCAUCCCUGGGGCGAUGAAGAACUCGAGCCGGGAUUCUGCAGGAGCCAGGAUCCAGCCGGAGGAGUCGGGGGUGGCGCUCGUCGGCCACGUGGACUACCCUCGCUACAUGGAAGAGCGCCAGCUCGGAGGCGGCGUCUACAAAGGACCCUCUUCGGGCAGUCUGAAGCACAAGCCGAACGUCGGCUACAGAUUAGGCAGACGUAAAGCGCUCUUCGAGAAGCGGAAAAGGAUUAGUGAUUACGCCCUGGUCAUGGGCAUGUUUGGCAUUAUCGUGAUGGUUAUCGAGAACGAACUCUCAAGUGCUGGCGUUUAUCGCAAAGACGAAUUUUACUCAAUUGCGCUCAAAACUCUGAUAUCUGUUUCGACUGUGAUUCUUUUAGGCCUAAUCGUGGCCUACCAUGCUUUAGAAGUGCAACUUUUCAUGAUAGACAAUUGCGCCGAUGACUGGCGGAUCGCGAUGACGUGGCAAAGGAUAUGCCAGAUCUCCAUGGAGCUGCUGAUCUGCGCGGUCCAUCCUAUUCCCGGCCACUACCGGUUCAUCUGGACCACGAAACUGGCUAAUAAAGGCGGCGGAAUCGGCUCUAAAUGCGUUCCAUACGACGUGCCUCUAUCAUUGCCUAUGUUCUUACGACUUUAUUUGAUAUGCCGGGUGAUGCUGUUGCACAGCAAACUCUUCACGGACGCCUCCUCUCGCAGCAUAGGAGCCUUAAAUCGAAUAAACUUCAAUACUCGCUUCGUGCUCAAGACGCUGAUGACUAUUUGUCCCGGCACAGUUCUCCUGGUCUUCAUGGUGUCACUCUGGAUAAUUGCUAGCUGGACGCUCAGGCAAUGCGAACGGUUUCACGACGAGGAACACGCGAAUCUGCUGAACGCCAUGUGGCUCAUAGCCAUCACCUUCCUGAGCGUCGGCUUCGGAGACAUCGUUCCGAACACGUACUGCGGCCGCGGCAUUGCCGUCAGCACAGGAAUUAUGCAGGGUGCAGGUUGUACCGCAUUGUUGGUGGCGGUCGUGUCCCGCAAGUUGGAGUUGACGAGGGCGGAGAAGCAUGUCCAUAACUUCAUGAUGGACACACAAUUGACGAAACGACUCAAGAACGCUGCUGCCAACGUCCUCCGCGAGACGUGGCUCAUCUACAAACACACAAGGCUAGUGAAACGCGUCAAUCCAGGCAGAGUUCGAACCCAUCAGCGCAAAUUCCUGCUCGCCAUUUACGCAUUACGAAAGGUGAAAAUGGACCAACGCAAAUUAAUGGACAACGCCAAUACCAUUACGGACAUGGCAAAGACCCAGAACACCGUUUACGAGAUCGUGUCCGACAUGAGUACUAGGCAGGACACCCUGGAGGACCGGCUCGGUACGCUCGAGGACAAGCUGGUCGCACUCCAAGAGCAGCUAGAGCUUCUACCCGAUCUAAUAGCUACUAGAAUACAAGCUCAUGCGGAGAAGAUGGAGCAAAGACGCAACUUCCUGCAUCCGGAGUCGGCGGCUGGAUUGCAGCAAGCCAGGAGCGUACCGCCCGCCUGCCCAUGGCCUGGACCAAGUCUGCCGCCCCUGACAAAACCUAUGUCUACAAUAGCAGCAACGCAAAGCUGAUUCCACACCGACGAAUAAAGUAUCACAGUAAAGCAACAAAGUAACUAGCUACAGAUGAGAGCUGCGAAGAAGGAUUCGAUUCAUUGCUUCAAUCGGGAGGCGGUCUCCGCGCGCGUUUUUAAUAAUACCUUUAGUUCUGCUCGCAUCCUUCGUCGACUUCGAUAUGCUUCAACUGCAUGGAGAUCCGCAAACUUCCCGAUUCCUAAAGUACUCCCUCCGCGAUAGUUUAAUCGAACAAAGAAAUAAAGA